Aethina tumida (small hive beetle) is the source of this 2010-nucleotide messenger RNA. RefSeq lists its product as uncharacterized. Lineage: Eukaryota; Metazoa; Arthropoda; Insecta; Coleoptera; Nitidulidae. The coding region runs from base 294 to 1394 and encodes 366 amino acids. The transcript is spliced from 3 exons. The record is from RefSeq and is a predicted model, not a curated record.
ACCGAUGCGCUCCGCCGCCGACACAUCUCGCGCGAUUCCUGCUGGCCGUUGCUAUCAUGUGAGUGGGUGAACGGAACAAGAAACGCGGUCUUUUUUUUGUCAAAAACCGCGCUGAAAAUUCGCACGACGGAAUAUUUAGCUGGCUGUGGGUCGUGUGCACGUGGUCAUUUUUGCACCGUUGCAGGAGAGGAAAAAAAUUGAAUUGGUGACUGUAGUGUGCGAGAUGCGGAAAACUGUCCGCUAAUACUUUAAAAGCUCGUUGCGAUCGUGAAGAUAAUCUCCAGUUGAGCAACAUGCACAAAGAAAGAUCUGGUAGUUUGGGUUCUGCAAGAACAGUUCUGGAAAUGGACAGGACACCAACGGAGAGCAGUAGCGGCGAUAUAGCUAGUACCGGAGACGUCGACAACAUCGAGGAUGCCAGAAAGUUGGUGCGUGAUCUCAGGCAGAAGACAAGAGCACAGGCACAACAGAUCAUGGCCUGGCGUCGAGCCUACAAAAUGCAGGAAGUUUUCGUGUCAAGAUUACAGAGAGAGAAGUGCGAUCAACUGAAGGCACUCAGCUCAAAACUGCUGCUGUUCGAGUCGCGACUGAUAAGGAAACAAAAAGACAUAUCAACCAUGCUGAACAUUCGCGAAAACAUAAUCCACAGGCAACAGCGAAUCAUUGAAACUCUUUCAAACCGUCUCAUAGACAACGGACUGGAAGUACCGCAAUCGGAACUUACGGAACUGGAGUACACCCUACCCGAUCUAGACUCCCUGAACGAUUCGGAUAGCGCCGUAGUCAUGGAGGACAUCGAUUCGGACAGUAACGUGUACCACAUCCCCAAGUACAGGAAUCCGGACAGCGUGACGGUCGUGAGGUCGAUAUCGGACGCCAUAGAUCCGAAUUUGAAGUACACGUCGGUGAGACGCAACAAUGGUUUCCUGCGCCGUCCCGAAAUCCUGGAGACCGUGUACAGCGUGGAGGAAGACGCGGACAACGACAACCAGAACGAGAACAAGACGGAGGCGAACAAGAAACGUGAUGCGUUCGCUCGUGGCAAAAGCACCGCGAACGUCGAACAUCCGGAAGAAAGCGGAGGUCAGAAGGAGAGGUCUUUGGACGAGCAGGUCUGUCAGGUACCUCAAUGGCCGUACAAUGAUAAGCAGGGUCAAACCGAGGAGAAUCAGGAGGAGAGCCCGAAUAAAAACCAAACGAAUCAAGUGAAAACGUACAACAGGGUGAUGAGCAAUCACCGUUCGGUUACCAAGCCGAAGGACGUGAAGUACAAGAGGAUCAACAAGGCGAAAUCGAAAAGUUUGGAGGAGUUGCGGGGCAGGUUGAAGAACUGGGUGGAGCAAGGCAGUAAACUCACUGGCAUUUCCUUGGAACAUAGUCAAAGUUACGCCUAAUGCCGUAAAUGUGUUUUAAUUUUUGUGCGUGUAUUGAUGUUAUUGUUGUUUUUAUUUUGUUGUGUGAUCUGUAAACUGAUAUAUUUAUUGCAACUGUUGUUACGUUGUUUUAUUGAUAAUUUGUAGUUGUACCAAAAUUCUGUCAAUUUAAAUUGUACAAUUGUGAUAUUUUGCAUAGAUCUAAUCUUAAGUAUUUAUAAAAUUUUAAUCGAACUGUUACCAUGUGAACGUAUUGACAAUCUCUUGAUACCUUUUCGAACGGACCUGUAUGAUAUUGUAUAGCUUCUAAAAUUAAGUUUUAUUCUGUAUAUAACGAUAUUAAUUAUAAUUAAUAUAUUAAAAACUUGUUAGUUCCUUUUAGAAAGACGAUCUCUGAAUUGAUAUGAACUUUUUGCUGUAAAUAAAGCUUGUUACGUUACUUAAACAAAUUUACUUUUAUACAGAUGUAGCUUUUCUGAUGUCUGUUACUAUUUUCAUAAUGUGAAAAUGUUUCGCGUACUUUUUCCAGUCCAAGUCAAUUUUAUCUCUAUUGUAAGCUUUGUCAUGUCAAUGAAAUGUUGUUUUUCAUGUCCAAAAAUGUACUAUUUAUGUAAUCAAUAAACAAUUAAAUAAACAA